AUGAUUCACAACGGAUCCCUCCUCAAUCUCCCUCUCUCCAUUCCCCCUCUUCUAACCCAACCACCACACCAGCUGUGCCACCAGUCAGGCUCAGCAGCCAAUCUGGGCCUCACAAAGGCUCUCACUCCCGUGUCCAACUGUCGCAACCUCCGCAAGGAGGAUAUGAUCCACAACGGCGCCCUCCCAGCCAUCCACGUGGACCCUGAGACCUACCAGAUCCUCAAGAGCAGUAAGCGAAAAGGUCAAAAGCAGCUGGAGACACAGCAGAGAAGAGAGAGCAUCACCCAAGCGUCGCUAUUGGGUGAGGUGGCCAAGGAGCCAGGUGGGGAAACGAGCAGCAUGGAGCGUCAAGCGGAGGAGGAGAAGGGGCGAACAGCCCCGCCCGCUCCGCCCCUGCCAUCGGACUGGGCGGUGUGGCAGCUGCUGGACUCGCUGCUGCCUGCUGGUGGCUUCGCUCACUCGCUGGGGCUGGAAGCAGCAGCAAGCGCAGGCUUCCUUGCGGGCGCGGGGAGAGGAGGAAGGGCAGUUGCGGCAGGUGGGGCAGGUGGGGGUGCAGGUGGGGCAGGGGGAGCAGGCACCGGACCAAGUGGGGGGAGCGGUGAUAGUGGCGCAGGGAGAGGGGGAGGAGGCAGCGGGGAGGGGAGGAGUGAGAUGGUGGUGUCGCUGCGAGUGUUUGUGCUCACGGCCGUGCAUGCCAAUGCUGCCCUGCUGCUGCCCUUAGUUGCCACGGCUCAUGGGAUCGCUUGUCUCCCUCUCUCAGGGCUCUGCCCUGCUUCGAGUCGCCUCGACAGUCUUCCCGGAAGCCUCUCCCCUGCUCUCGACCUAUCGCACGAGGACACGUCAGCAGGGGACUGCCUGUCUGCCGCCACGCGGCUCAACCUGAUUGGCCCGCUGCAAGCCGCGGGGAUGCAGAGGGAGAUGGUGAGAGAUGCUGAGAGGAUAGUGAUGGAGGUGGGAGGAGGGGAUGGGGGAGGUGGAGGGGAUGGUGGGGAUGGGGCUGUUGGGGAUAGGGCACCAAAUGUUGCACCCAUGCCACUAUGCAUGGAUGCAGCAUGUCAGAUGGAGGAGGAAGGACGUGAGGAGGGGAAGAUGGAAGAGAGGAAGAUGGAGGAGGGGGAGAUGGAAGAGGGAGGAGCGGAGGAGGGGGAGAUGGAGGAGGGAGGAGUGGGAGGAGUGGAGGAGGGGGAGAUGGAAGAGGGAGGAGCGGAGGAGGGGGAGAUGGAGGAGGGAGGAAUGGGAGGAGUGGAGGAGGGGGAGAUGGAAGAGGGAGGAGCGGAGGAGGGGGAGAUGGAGGAGGGAGGAGUGGGAGGAGUGGAGGGGGAGAUGGAAGAGGGAGGAGCGGAGGAGGGGGAGAUGGAAGAGGGAGGAGUGGGAGGAGUGGAGGAGGGGGAGAUGGAGGAGGGGGAGAUGGAGGAGGGAGGAGUGGAGAAGGGGGAGAUGGAGGAGGAAGGAGGUGAGGAGGGGGAGAUGGAGGAGGAAGGAGCAGGGGAGGGGGAGAUGGAGGAAGGAGGUGAGGAGGGAGAGAUGGAGGAGCAAGGAACUGGGGAGCAGGCGGGGGGGACGCGACAGGCACAAGGAGCAGGGCGAGGAAUUGGGAGAGAAACAGGUGAGAGGGAAGCACGGAGAGCAGCAGGUGGAGCAGCAGGUGCAGUGCGUGAAAGGAGCUCUGUUCUUGGUAGUGUGCAGCCAAGCGUGCACGUGGGUGAGGCAGAAGCAGUGGCUGCUGCAGCAACAACAGCAGUGGCAGCGGCAGCAGCUGCAACUGUGGGUGCGGGAGUGCGGCGGGGCGGCAUGGAUUGGACUGGAGUGCUGGUGGUGGAGCUGGUGGGCGGCCACAGCACAGCAACGAGGAGCUUCUGUCGGUACCCACUCAAGAUCAUGGUGCCAUCCAAGGUACAUGCUGGCAUGCCUGCACGGCCAUGCAUAGAGUUUAGGAGAUUCUGUCGGUACCCGCUCAAGAUCAUGGUGCCCUCCAAGGUACAUGCUGGCAUGCCUGCACGGCCAUGCAUAGAGUUUAGGAGAUUCUGUCGGUACCCGCUCAAGAUCAUGGUGCCCUCCAAGGUACAUGCUGGCAUGCCUGCACGGCCAUGCAUAGAGUUUAGGAGAUUCUGUCGGUACCCGCUCAAGAUCAUGGUGCCCUCCAAGGUACAUGCUGGCAUGCCUGCACGGCCAUGCAUAGAGUUUAGGAGAUUCUGUCGGUACCCGCUCAAGAUCAUGGUGCCCUCCAAGGUACAUGCUGGCAUGCCUGCACGGCCAUGCAUAGAGUUUAGGAGAUUCUGUCGGUACCCGCUCAAGAUCAUGGUGCCCUCCAAGGUACAUGCUGGCAUGCCUGCACGGCCAUGCAUAGAGUUUAGGAGAUUCUGUCGGUACCCGCUCAAGAUCAUGGUGCCCUCCAAGGUGCGUAGAGGCAUGGCUGUUCAGGUGUUGGUGAGUAUAGCAGUGCAUGUGCAGGUCGCAGCCUCAGGGGUGGAUGCAGUGUGGGCGUACAUAAUCACCUAUGGGGGCGGCAUAGUGGCAGGGGACAAAGUGACGCUCUCCUGUGCGGUGCAGUGCGGUGCCACGGCCGUGUUCGCCUCCCAGGCAUCUACCAAGAUCUUCCACUCCAUGCCGGGCACCCCACCAGCCCGCCAGCUCAUCACCGCAACCAUCCAGCCUGGCGCCUUGCUGGCGGUGCUCCCCGAACCAAUCACGUGCUUCCGAGCAUCGCAGUACCAGCAGCUGCAGAGCAUCCACGUGGCGCCAGGUGGCAGCCUCGUAUUGGUCGACUGGCUGACGAGCGGGCGGCGGGAUCGAGGGGAGGUGUGGGAGAUGGAGUGUUACGAGAGUUGUAACCGCAUCUACCGGGAAGGAGAGGAGAUCCCUCUAGUCUUUGACAAGGUGAAGCUUUCAGCCAAUGCGGUGGUGCCACCUGGACAGCAGCUGGAGGGCAUUCAUGUGCUCACCACCAUCAUUAUCCUGGGUCCACGCACAGAGGCAGUGAGGGCCCACUUAAAGGCAGCAGUGGCGCAGGCAGCAGCUGCUGCGUUCAACCUAAGGAGGAGCAGCAGGGGCUAUUCUUCCUCUGCUUCCCCUGCCCCUUCUGCCGCCUCUGCCCCAUAUGCCGAAAGUGUUUCGAUGUUGGCUGGUGCUGUGGAGAGCACAGUGUGGGGUUGUUCGUCUGACAUGGGACAUGACUGCUUCGACCUGAACUACGCGAUUCGGGCGUUAACGACGAAUGUUACCUCUGUCGUUGACGCGAACACGGGCGGCAUGGGGACGCAGCUGAGCGUUCCGGCCGACGUGUGCGGGCUGUUCAAGGGCUCGGAGACGUGCGAAUUGCUCGUCGAGCAGCUCGUGUGCGCUGUCAGCUGCAACCCUGACUCGGGCAACUACUUCAGCAAGGCGACCGGCGCGCCCAUCCUCAACAUUUGCACGGCCUUCGCGCAGCAGGUGUACGACGCGUGCGGCACCCUCUCGUUGGGCGAGCUCAAAGUGGGUGAUUUCCUCUUCACGCCCGCGGAUCUGAUUCAGUCCGUGCUCGUACCCGUUAUUGGCUCCGCCGUUCCCAACUUCAACGCGUCCAUCAACGACGUGGGCUGCUACGGCGGACCGGAGCAGGUGCCCUCCACUCCGCUCUGCUGCGAUCCGCUCAACGUCCCCCGCCAAUGCCCCAAGGGCGCGGUCAACCUCACCGGCUCCGCGGGGAUCGUCGGGCGCAAGCCCGCCGCCGCCAUCUGCGCGGACUUCCCCUACUCCGCCACCACCGUCCCCUUCAAGCGCGCGCCCCUCCCCGCCACCGCUGCGCCGGAGCUUCCGCCCCCGGCGACUACCCCCCGCGGAGGACAGCCCAAGCCGAACACGAAUGAUGCCGACACCCCCGCUACACCCGCCGCCAAUCCCGGCAAGCCCAGCGGUCUUCCCGCGACCGCCAUGGCUCCCCCGGGUCCGAAGGGCGCUGCGUCGAAUCUGGUUUCCGCUGCUCUGGUGCUGCUCGCCAGUGCCGUGGCUGCCGCUGUGGCUCUCUAA
Molecule: messenger RNA, 4005 nt
Organism: Closterium sp. Naga37s-1
Lineage: Eukaryota; Viridiplantae; Streptophyta; Zygnematophyceae; Desmidiales; Closteriaceae
Source: the annotation of a GenBank genome assembly